CGGGCAGGGCGACCAAUGGCAGUGGAGAAACGGCGGGGAGCGGCCAAUGGGGGCGGAGGGUCGGGAGCGCGGACUUCCUGGAGACGAGGCCGGGCGGGGGCCUGGCAACAGGGCCCGGGGCCCCGCGGAGCCGCCGGGAUGAACGUCGGCGUGGCGCACGGCGAGCUGAACCCCAACACGCGCGUGACCGGCGGCCGCGGCAGCUGGCUGGCCUACGGGGCGGCGGUGGGCGCGCUGCACCUCGUGCUGCUCAGCGUCCCCGUGCUCAGCGUCCCCGCGGUCUGGACGCUCACCAACGUCCUGCACAACCUGGUGAUGUACUUGCUGCUGCACGCAGUGAAGGGGACCCCGUUCGAAGCCCCCGACCAGGGCAGGGAUCGCCUCCUCACGCACUGGGAGCAGAUCGACGACGGGAUGCAGUGCACCUCCUCGCGCAAGUUCCUCAGCAUCUCCCCGGUGGUGCUGUACCUCCUCACCAGCUUCUACACCAAGUACGACCCCGCGCACUUCGUGAUCAACACGGCCUCCCUGCUCAGCGUCCUCCUGCCCAAGCUGCCCCAGUUCCACGGCGUGCGGCUCUUCGGCAUCAACAAGUACUGAAAGCCGGGGCAGCGUCUGCGCCGCUGGACGGAGCGAGCCCUGGGGCUGGGCGCACCAACGCUCCCGCCUGCAGGGCUUCCAGCGGGGCUUCGGGCCAAGUUCCCGCUCCCCCUGAGGGCUCCUCGCCGGGCCUUCAGCUCCUGCUGCUCUGCUGGAGCCGCGUGAGCUGCACGGGGCGAGCCAGGCGCGUCGCGCACGCGUCGCCCUCAGGC
Messenger RNA from Oxyura jamaicensis (ruddy duck), 812 nucleotides. Its product is annotated as ORM1-like protein 2. The record is from RefSeq and is a predicted model, not a curated record. The transcript is spliced from 5 exons. Bases 16 to 600 code for a protein of 194 amino acids. Gene Ontology annotation, biological process: negative regulation of ceramide biosynthetic process; intracellular sphingolipid homeostasis; ceramide metabolic process. Gene Ontology annotation, cellular component: endoplasmic reticulum membrane. Lineage: Eukaryota; Metazoa; Chordata; Aves; Anseriformes; Anatidae.